Molecule: messenger RNA, 927 nt
Organism: Emiliania huxleyi CCMP1516
Lineage: Eukaryota; Haptophyta; Isochrysidales; Noelaerhabdaceae
Exons: 4
Coding region: 1-927 (308 amino acids)
Source: RefSeq, a predicted model, not a curated record
AUGACACCUCUGUCUCUGCUCCAGCGCUUUUAUGCCACCAAAGAGGAAGAAAAGGCCCAGCCUCGGCUUGAAGUGCAAAAAUACAAGCUGCUUCGGCAGCCGAUGAAUCUUAUCGGCACGCAGGUCAAGUUCCCGCUGCGCAACAAGUUCCCGCUGCAGUGUCUCUGUGUACUGACCAUUGUAUGUAGGAAGGGCGAUAAGGCGAUCGGAGAGUUCUUCUACGGCCUCAACGUCGGGGCGAGCAAGGUGUCGCACCCGCUCUUCCAGGACCUCGUCGAGGCGCUCAAGACCGGGAAAGACCGCCGACGCGCCAGCGGAUGCUUGGAGACCUCCUCGACUGAGCCCUGGCUGUCAGGCUGUCAGGGGGGCAGCGGGUUCGGUGACAUGGUGUACGCCACGGUCCCUAUGGGCUCCGUGGCGACGAAGGUUGCCCGGGACUGGCUCGCUAGCGAGCUCUGCGAGCCGUCCCGGCGAGGCAAAAUUGAUGCGGCCUGCAGGGACCGAAAGGUUGCCGAGCUGAUCACGGCUGCCGGCGCCUCGGCGCCGGCCGACGCCAUGUUCGGCGGCAGGUUCGCGACGGGCGAGACGCCCCGCCCGACGACCUCCGCCUCCGAGGCGGACGAGGGCGACGGCGGCGAUGGCGGGGCCGAGAACAUGCUGGGUCCCAGCGGGUUUUCACGUAACAAGGGGCAACGCGAGACGCAGUGCCGAUGCCCAGCAGAGCAGCUGGAAGAUGGUUUGCCGUCGGACGAUUGGCUCGUGCACGUGGUGCGUGAGGCAUUCGGUCUGGACGCGACGACUGCGCUGGCAGCAAAGCCGCCAGGACAGCCCAGCCCAGGCGCUAGGGGGAGGGGCACGACUAGCCGCCUGGAAGGCGCUCUCAUCAGCAAGUCACCCAGGCACCAGCUCCUGAGCGUUUACGCUUGA